UCACUGUGGAAGAAAGGACAGAGAGCCAGAGAAGGGAAUCUUCUUGAACCUAGGUCACACUUUUGGUUUUGCCUCUGCCACACUGGGACUUAGCUUCUUUUUCUGUAAGGUCAAAGCCCAUGCCCGGGAGACACGGGCUCAACUUUAGUCCCCCUUCCACGCUGUGACUUUCUGUCUUUGACUCUCAGACUUCUCAGCCGUGACCAUGGGUCUCGGAGGAGUUGACUAUGCUUGGGCAAAGGGGAUGCCAGGGUUCGUGCGAACAAGAUUGAGGGCUGUCCAGCCUGAGUCCCGGGAGCAAGGAAACCCCUCGCGAGACAGCACCCACGAGAUGCCAGCUCAGCAUUUUCACUCUUCCUCCCGUAGGAGGGUGUGAGGAUGUGGGGUGCAGAGCUCACUGACUGCGAACAGCCAUGGCAAUGAUGCACCAUCAUGAGGCCUGGCAGAGACGGCAGCUCAGUGAAGACUGGGGGCCAGCAGAGCUUGGAGGUCAGAGGCUACAGGUGAGUCAGGUGCCUGAGGGAGUUUCAGAUGGUUCUGAAGGAGCGCGAGACCUAAGGAGGAGGAAGGCCGGAUGGCCGUUGCUUCACUCGUCGCCCGCCUCCAGAUGCAGCAGGGCAAGGGGGAGAUAAGUCCCAGCCUCCUCAGAGCAGGGAAGACGAUGACGUUCCAUGCCUCUGAGGCCAGAGAGAUCUACGGGAGUGAUGGGGUUGGGUCUGCCCCUUCUGGCUCUGGAUUGAAGAAAUCCAGAAACCAACUUCAUGUCCCCAUUCUGCUGGUGAAGUCAAGUGGGAGGGGAGAAACGAAGUGGAUUUCCUGCUCACCCAGUCAGCACGGUGACCAAGGGAAAACUCUGGGCAGAGGUUCCCUACUCACAGACUGAGCAGCCUUCUCUUACCUCUAGCAGCUCUUAACCUUCUCUAAGCAGCCCACACACCAAUUGGAUCUGCUUGUUCCAAGGAUAGAGGUAAGAAAGGGAUAUGGAGGAGCUAGACAGGUGAUAUAUGCCUAGUCUACUCCGGAGGCACUGAGUGUGGUGGCACGGACUGUGCCACUCCACCACUUAGGGGCUGGAGGCAGGAAGGAGUUCAAGGCCAGCCUCAGCCACACAAAGAGUUGGAGGAGCCAUGUGAGACAUUGUCUUAAACACACACACACACACACACACACACACAGAGAGAGAGAGAGAGAGAGAGAGAGAGAGAGAAGAAACUUCAGCUUCCUUGAGCAAGAGGCUGAUUAUAGGGAGAUCUGAGCCAUUAAGGGCCACUCCUAAGUGUGGAUCUUCCAGCAGGCAGAGCCAUGGCUGGCAGGACUCUGCAAUCAGGACGCCCAGAAGAGGAUACUACCAAAGACCUGGCUCUGAAAUUACCACCAGGGAAGUCUGGAGGUCACCUGGCCAGCAUUGAUGAGACCCGACCUGUAGGCCCAGGCCCAGCCUCCCGCCGCGGCUCCCUGAUGAGCCUACACCCAUCUUUUUCACGCCGCAACUCACUGGCGGGACCCCUAGUAGGUCUUGGAGGUCGACGACCAUCCCUGAGCCUAAUGCCCCCUUUAGGUUCACGAGUUAGCUUUUCUGGGUUACCCAUCAUGCCUGCCCGUCGGAUGGCACCCUCAUACCGCACCGAACCAGCGCCAGGCGAGCGCUGGGAAGCUGCAAGCGCUCAGCGUGUCCUGGAAGCAGCACUGGAUGCAGGACUGAGCAAUGUGUGCUACUCGGGUACCGAGGCGGGAAAACUGGCACAGGCGCUGUGUGAACAGAUACGCAUACGUAUGCGGGAGCUCAGCCUACCCCGCUACAAACUGGUGUGCAGUGUGGUGCUGGGACCACGCGAGAGACAGGGCGUGCAUGUGGCCAGCCGGGCACUCUGGGACGCAGUGCAUGAUGGACUGGCCUCUGCCACCUUCACCAACACUUCACUGUUCGCCGUGGCUACUGUCCACGCGGUUUACUGGGAAUGAUAAAGCCUUUAAGUUCUGAAAAACAGUUUAUUAUCCCAGGAGGAGGCCCCCCUGGGGCUCACAUCCCAAUAAAUAAAUGUGUUAAUAAAUAAAAGUG
This is a messenger RNA of Myodes glareolus (Bank vole), 2059 nucleotides long. NCBI's taxonomy places the organism in Eukaryota, Metazoa, Chordata, Mammalia, Rodentia, Cricetidae. The record is from RefSeq and is a predicted model, not a curated record.